CGAACUAACUGAAGGCGCCUUGCAGGUGUGGCGUGCUUUGCCAGAACGUAUCAGACAAGAUCCCAGCUUAGCGUCAUUUCGCCAGGAGCAUGAACGUUUGCAUGGUUACGAACCUACUGAUGUGGACCCCUUGCCGUCUGAUGAUGUAGAUGAACGAAGUCAAAACAAUGGGGUCGUUGAUGUCGAUUUGGUCAACGACAAUGAUUGUUUGGAUCAUAAACCGAGCGAUAACGUUAAGAAAUUUAAUGCCUUCAAUAUUACCAACGAAAUGGGCCAAAUGCGUAUUUUGGAUGGACGUGAAGUUGAGAAUAACAACGACGAUCAGCAAGAUGAUCCAGAGCAGUCAGUAACAUCUAAGGUGAAAAAAUACUUGAUAUGGUUUAAGAUUUCCGUGCUGCUGGUAGUGUGGAUGGUAUUUACCGCGUUUCUGAUGUCCACGAACGAACAUGUAGAUGUCCUGAAACUUAUAAGCAUACCAGCAAAUGGAGCAAAAAAAUUGUUUCCCAUCAGCACGGAGGAGUUGACCCGAAUAGGUUUGAGUUUGAAAGGACCUUUCAGACUACAAGAAGCUGAUACAGUGGUUGAUAAGUUGCAACGACCACCUCCUCUAUUAGAAGUGUGUGUGGAACGUGUUUAUUACAAUAUUAGCGGCGAGACAGCGGAUACGGAAAUAGUAUCAAAUGUUUGGCAACUAGAUGUGGUUUAUCCAGAAGCUAUGGAUUACACUAGAGAAACGAAAAAGACCUCUCAGUUCGAAAUAAGUCCGAUCGAUGACACUAAUCCUGCUCAUGGGAAUAUAAGUCAGCUGAACUUACGUUUCGAAUCGACCAUAGCAGCCGAACUUCCAAUGCAGCUCUGUAUAGAUAAGUCACCGAUUUACAAGAAAGAAGGGGUAAUCUAUGCAGCCAUUGUCUUGUGUGGACUAUAUAUUAUGAUUAUUUGGGAGAUCGUAAAUCGUACAUUUGCCGCAAUCAUCGCAUCCACUUUAUCGGUCGGCAUACUAGCUGCUCUGAAUUCAAGGCCGUCUAUGGUUACCAUAAUGGGGUGGAUAGAUGUGGAAACACUGCUUCUGCUGUUCGGUAUGAUGAUAUUAGUCGCUAUUUUAUCAGAGACGGGAGUAUUCGAUUACUUGGCAGUGUAUGCUUAUAAGAUUACAAACGGUCACGUGUGGCCCUUAAUAAAUUGCUUAUGUCUUUUUACCGCUGUCUUAUCGUCAUUUCUCGAUAAUGUUACUACAGUGCUGCUUAUGACGCCAGUUACUAUUAGGCUUUGUGAAGUCAUGUCUCUAAACCCGGUUCCUAUUCUCAUGUGUAUGGUCAUCUAUUCCAACAUUGGCGGCGCCUUGACGCCCGUAGGGGAUCCACCUAAUGUCAUAAUAGCGUCCAACAAUUUUAUAUCAAAAAAUGGAGUCAAUUUUGCCGUUUUCACACUUCACAUGUUGCCCGGAGUGAUUUUGGUUAUGUUGCAGACAUAUGUACAGCUACGUUUUAAAUUUCGAAAUAUCAGUGAUUUGCAGUUCAAGGAAUCGCCAGAUAUCGAGGAUUUACGCCACGAAAUUCAUGUGUGGAAAAGAGCAGCCGCUAGUCUGUCUUCUUAUUCGAAGGAUGAGGAACUGGUGCGACAGACUUUGAUGAAGAAAGUUAACCGUUUGAAGACCAGCUUAAAAAAGAAAAUUGCCACAACUAUCGACCCGGCGAUAGACUAUAAGCAAACCCUAGAAAAUUUGCAAGCCAAAUAUCCUAUACGUAACAAAACUCUACUGAUUAAGUGUUCGUGUGCCUUAAUUUUUGUGAUAAGUCUGUUCUUCCUACACUCAGUUCCCGAGCUGCAACGAUUGUCCUUAGGUUGGACGGCUCUUCUUGGUGCCAUAUUUCUCAUCAUUCUAGCAGACAUUGAAGACAUGGAAGCCAUCCUGGCGAGAGUAGAAUGGUCAACGCUAUUAUUUUUUGCGGCUUUAUUCAUCUUGAUGGAGGCCUUGUCAGAGCUAGGCCUAAUUGAGUGGAUUGGAAGUAUGACCGAAAACUUUAUACUAGGUGUAGGCGAAGAAUCACGUUUAAUGGUAGCCGUAUUGAUUAUACUAUGGGUUUCAGCAAUAGCGUCAGCCUUUGUGGAUAACAUACCUUUGACGACUAUGAUGGUUAAAAUAACAAUAUCGUUAGCCCAAAACAAAGCACUCAAUUUGCCAUUGCAGCCGCUAGUUUGGGCCCUAGCAUUUGGCGCUUGUUUGGGAGGCAAUGGCACAUUGAUUGGAGCUUCGGCGAAUGUUGUCUGCGCUGGUGUUGCAGAACAACACGGUUAUAAGUUUACCUUCCUUCAAUUCUUCAAAGUAGGCUUCCCCGUUAUGAUCGGCAGUAUUCUAGUAUCCACCGCUUACCUUUUAGUAAGUCAUGCAAUUUUCUCGUGGCAUUGAUGCGCGACGAAGGGAGAAAUCGUUAUUCUUUUAUGGCUACAUUUAUUUAAAAGAUAAUAUUUAUACAUUUAGUUCAUAACUAGGUACUAGGUAGUGUCGAGGCGCUUGUAAGAAGAGAAAAAAUAUAUGCGUACGCGCGAGCGUGUAUAAUUG
Glossina fuscipes is the source of this 2563-nucleotide messenger RNA. Its product is annotated as P protein-like. Gene Ontology annotation, cellular component: membrane. The record is from RefSeq and is a predicted model, not a curated record. The transcript has 10 exons. Gene Ontology annotation, biological process: transmembrane transport. Lineage: Eukaryota; Metazoa; Arthropoda; Insecta; Diptera; Glossinidae. Bases 269 to 2410 code for a protein of 713 amino acids.